Molecule: messenger RNA, 4166 nt
Organism: Bactrocera neohumeralis
Lineage: Eukaryota; Metazoa; Arthropoda; Insecta; Diptera; Tephritidae
Gene: SppL
Product: signal peptide peptidase-like 3
Exons: 7
Coding region: 723-1961 (412 amino acids)
Biological process (GO): membrane protein proteolysis
Cellular component (GO): lumenal side of endoplasmic reticulum membrane; Golgi-associated vesicle membrane; cytoplasmic side of endoplasmic reticulum membrane
Molecular function (GO): aspartic endopeptidase activity, intramembrane cleaving
Source: RefSeq, a predicted model, not a curated record
AAUUACGAUUGUAGAGAAAAUCAAUUUACCUAAAAAGAAGUAUAAAACAAAAUAUAUCUGGUCACCCCAUUCAAAAAGCAAUGAAAGCGCAGAAAUAAUAAAUGAUAAUAAAUAAAAGAGCGAGAAAGUUAACAGAAAUACAUAUAUGAAGAAAGUAAACGUGUGAAAGUCAUUGCACGAUCAGUCUACUUAGCACUGUUUGCUUUUUUCAUGGUAUUCCAAUAAUUGCUGCAAUAUUGUCACAACACGCUGGGGUCUCAGGUUGUAACCAUUCGCUGUUCCACUGCCUGCCCUGCUGAUAAGGCAAUCAGCGCAGCCGCGCUGUUGUUAAACCGUGUGCAUGGGUAAUAACACAUUGAGCAGAAGCUCUGUUUACUUAGCAGGUAUCUAAAGCCCACAUUAUCAGCAAACAUACCGGCCAAACUACAUACAUGGUACUUUGGCGGCAGGCAGUCGACGCAGACAAACAACAUACUAAGCAAUACUAUCACGCAGGCCGAAGCGAAAGUAAAAUAAUUAAAUAUACUUAUAUGAAUGUAUAACAAUUGGUGUGCUAGAGGAAAAGGUGGAGCAUUAAUAUUGAUUUAAGCACUUGAUAUCUAGUGUGCGUAACCAUAAGGAGGUGUGUGUGCGUGUGUUUCUGGCGUUAGACGCUAGUGCGCAAGCGUACAACGCACAAUAACAAACGACUACGUACAAGCUGUUAUCAAUUACGGCGCGCAAUGUCGCACGGCAUAGUGAGCGGGGGAGCAGGAGCAGCAGUCGUCGAUAGCAGUAGUCUUAACGCACAGUCCGCUACCACAGAAUAUCGCGAAGUACAUUGGACAUCGAAUGUCAUGGAUUCUUCACGCGUCUCCACUUGUCUCAUUUCGAUGCUGUUGAUCGUGUAUGGCAGUUUUCGUAGUUUGAAUAUUGAACAGGAGGCUCGUGAACGUGAACAAAAGAAGCGUAGUGAAUCAAUGAUGAAUUUACUAACCGGGGAACCUGUGGAACAAGAGACUAGCAAAUUCGCAACGCUCGAUACAAUGCAUGCAUUGUGCUUGCCACUCGGAGCUUCAGUUUCAUUGUUGGUUAUGUUUUUCUUUUUCGAUUCAAUGCAAUUGCUUUUCGCCGUUUGUACAGCAAUAAUUGCAACGGUGGCUUUAGCCUUUCUGCUAUUGCCCAUGUGCCAGUACAUAAUACGACCAUGCACCGAUGGUAAUCGUAUAUCGUUUGGUAUAUGUGGUCGCUUUACUGCAGCUGAAUUAUUCAGUUUUGCGCUCUCUGUGUCAAUUGUAUGCAUUUGGGUACUCACCGGACAUUGGUUGUUAAUGGAUGCGAUGGGCAUGGGUCUAUGUGUGGCAUUUAUCGCUUUUGUACGCCUGCCAAGUCUUAAGGUGUCUACACUUUUGCUAACUGGACUGCUCAUCUACGAUGUCUUCUGGGUUUUCUUUUCAUCGUAUAUUUUUAGCACAAACGUGAUGGUUAAGGUGGCCACCAGGCCUGCUGACAAUCCGGUCGGCAUAGUAGCGCGAAAACUAAACUUGGGGGGUAUUGUGAAAGAGCCACCCAAACUUAACUUGCCAGGCAAAUUGGUUUUUCCAAGCAUACACAAUAGUGGGCAUUUUUCAAUGUUGGGUCUAGGUGAUAUUGUGAUGCCGGGCUUGCUGUUAUGUUUUGUUUUACGUUAUGACGCAUAUAAGAAAUCGCAGGGCAUAACUACGGAUCCCACGUUGCAGCCACCGAAAGGAGUCGGUUCGAGGCUUACCUACUUUCACUGUUCCUUAUUGGGCUACUUUCUUGGUCUGCUCACCGCUACCGUAAGCUCAGAAGUUUUCAAAGCAGCACAACCGGCAUUAUUAUACUUGGUGCCGUUCACGUUAUUGCCGUUGUUGACUAUGGCUUAUCUCAAGGGCGACUUACGACGCAUGUGGAGUGAACCGUUCAUCACGCAGCAACCAACAAAGCAACUGGAAGUCUGAGUGCUUAGCCUCUUUUUUCCUUCGUAUACGUUUAACAAACUACGUUUAUACAAGGAAUGAAUUAUUUUAGUUUUUGUAUUUUAAUUAUAGUAAUAGACAUAGACCAACUUGGAGCAUGCAUGAGGGUGGGGGUUGUGAAUAAUACGUAGUAUGUAUGCUGAAUCAAGAGUUUAAGACAAGAAAGAAUUUUUACUCAUUUUGCGUUUAAUUUUUACAUGUUUAUUUUUCAUAAAAAACUAAAUUCAUUGAACUAAAAAAUAUUAAUAUUUAAGUAUAAUGCGCUCAGAUAUCAAAAUGAGAUUCAAUAAUAGUAACGUAUUUGUAUGUAAAACAUCCGUUAAUACAACAAUGUAUUAAAUAGUGAAAAAAGCCAAAAUUUAGCGCACUUGAGAAAUAUACAUACAUAUUACAGUAAUGUCGAUGUAUGAUUACAUAUUUCCAUAUACAAAAUACAUGCCUCAGUAUAUCAUCUUACGAAUCUACAUCCGCACGUUAAGAAUGAUGACUUCUAUAGAAAUGUAUAAAUAUAUACAAACACACAAUAAAAUACAUGCAUACAAUAAACAGUACUCAUUAAGCCACUCAUUAGGUAUAACUAUCAUCUGAACGAAUCAAUUUCGUUAAUUUAUAUAGAACUGAAUUUUCUUAAAACUCGCUUGAAGCAAAUUAGUAAACAAUUCAAGAAAUAUGUGAACAUUACAUUAGAGGGCAAAUGUUUAUAAACCUUUUUAAGUUUUUUUAUGUUAAAGAAACAAUUAUAACUCGCUGUAGCAGCGCAUGUUCACAGUACUGUCCAACGAUAGUAGGGUCUACGUAAACGGAACGCGACGGAUUUUAAUCCGGCCAAGCACUGUCUUCGGCAUAAUUCAUUUUGCCGCUACAAAAACAAGUGCUGUUCUAUAAGCAUUUUAUACAUUUCGCAUUAAAUCUAACUGAAUUGAAUAAAUAAAUUAAGCUUUCCUAUACUUUGGAUGUUUAAAAACAAAAAGUAUCAACUUUUUAAUCAAAUUUUUUAGUUUAGUUUUUAAUAAAAAACAAAUUGUUUAAACAGGUGUAAAUUGGAAAAGAACAUGUGUUAAGUAAAACAUUUAUGAAAUAUCGUUAUUAAUAAAUUGUUAACACCAAGUUUUUUUUUUUUUUUUUGUCAAAAAUACACUCGGAGUUUCUAUUCUCCAUUUAAAAGCAAAAUCCGAACCAACCCAAAAAAACUAUUUUAUUAAAAUCUGUUUGAAACCAUUUCAUUAAUUGAUAGUAGCACAUUAUAUAUUUAUUUUUUAAAUAUGAUUCAACAUCUUUUAAGUAUAAAUUCAUAACCAUUGUUAAGAAUUUAUUAGUUUAUAGUCACUUGAUUGGUUUGAAAUAAUUGCAAAGUGCUGCAGUGGGUUCUACCGUUAGAUUUUCCGUUGUGAUUUUUUCAUUUAUUAAAUCUGUUAUUAAAAAUGAAAAACUAAAAUCAUUAAUUUCAGCUUUUCAUUGUAUUUAAAUUGAAAUUUCUUUAUUAUAUCUGAUCGAAAAUAAACCAUUUUUUAUUAAAAUUAUAAUUACAAAUACAUUGUAAUAAUUAUAGAAAUGCUCAGAGAUGUUAGAAUGAAUUUAAAGCACUGUUACUCAGAAAAGUGAACGCCUUUACUGGUGGUGGCACUCAAGUUGGUGCAAUAUGGGUUUUUGUAUUUUCCGAUUGUCAAUGAGAGUGUAUUAAUAGAGGUUUUAUGUCACAGCAAAUUCUAAAUAUUGUUAUGUGCAUAUUCAUAAUCUUAAUGCGCAUUUAUUUUAGUUAAAUUCAACGCAAGUAAUCAUAACAUUUUAUAAUAAUCUUUCAACAACGAAAAAUACUGUAAAAUUAAUAAUUUCAAAAAUCAAUAUCAUGGAAUAACUUUAAAAAAUUGCGUAAAAGUUUAAUUUGUCAGUAAUUUGUGGAUGAGAAUUAUUAUAUUUAUUAUCUUUUCACACACUUAAAUGUAUAUUUUAUGGUUAUUGAAAGCUACUUUUAUACUUUAGUUUGGAAAUAUCCAAUACUCCUACCAAAGUAUGAAAUUUUUGUUUUAUUAUCAAAUUAAUAGAGAAUUUGUAUUUCUUUAGGCUCACUUUGACAAUUCGGUGGAUAAACAACUUAUCUGAAAUUAUACAAAUUAUUCAUCAUAACUCAGCAAACAAUAAACAAACGUCAACUUAAAACCGAUGCAUUUCUUAUAAACAAUAAGCAAA